Messenger RNA from Morchella sextelata, 1968 nucleotides. RefSeq lists its product as uncharacterized. The transcript has a single exon. The record is from RefSeq and is a predicted model, not a curated record. Bases 1 to 1968 code for a protein of 655 amino acids. Lineage: Eukaryota; Fungi; Ascomycota; Pezizomycetes; Pezizales; Morchellaceae. Gene Ontology annotation, molecular function: protein binding.
AUGCCUAAUACUAGUCCUUCCAGAUCGCGUCCAUUUAUCCCCUACGAACUGAUUAUCAUCAUCGCCGAGAACCUUUGCUUUUCGGAUCUGAAAACACUCUUAUCUGUCAGCCGCUCCUUCUGUGAGCUUUUAGUUGGAAUGUUCUACCGCAACGCACUCGCGCCGAGAUACAGAAAGCUCGCAUUCUACUGGGCAACAUUAACUAGAAAUAGAGAGCUCAUGGCUUUGUUAAUGGAGAAGAGCAAAAACUUCGCAGUGAGGCGGAGCAGUUCAGGCCCGAUAAUUUUCAGACCACCGGUAAACCCUGCUUAUACAGCUGCUCUUAUCGAAACCUUGCUGGAGCUUGAUGCCAGGAAGAUCACCGUUCAAGACGCAUUCGACUUGUGUACGCCUCUCCACGAAGCGGCGCGGCAAGGACAUCAUAGACAUUUGGGGAUGAUACUAGAGUCGAGUACUGAGUUGGAUGUUAAGGAUAUCCGUGGGUGGACGGCGCUUUUUCAUGCCAUCUGGGAGGGCCGCGUAGAUGUUAUAACGCGCUUGAUCGACCAAGGUUGCAAAAUCAAUACUCAAGAUAAUGCUGGAAUGGGAGUGCUCCAUCUUGCGGCAGUACAGAGGGACCCAAAUAUCGUUAGAGUCCUGCUUGACUCGGGAGCCGAUUGCAAUGUUGCUGAUUCUAGGGGGUGGACUCCUAUUGAGAUGAGGGAAUUUACGCGUGGGGAUAGUGACCCCAUAUCGAUGAUGAUCCUCAAAAGGUUGAAACAAGAUUAUCGAAGCAGCUUAUCACAGACGGCUCUUCAUAUAGCAGUGCUUUUUCAAGAUCUAGAGAUGGCUACCCACUUCCUGGAUCAAGGUUCAAGGAUAAAUGAUGCGGAUAUCCUUGGGUGCACAGCUCUGCAUGAUGCCGCAGUAGUCGGUUACAAAGAGAUGGUUGAUCUGUUACUAUCAAGAGGAGCGGCAGUUGAUGUAAUGAAUUCGACGGGGAAAACCCCACUCCAUUGUCUAUUGAUUCAAUGGCCACGAAAUACGCCUCGAAUUGCGUGGGCACUGCUAGACAGUGGCGCAGAUGUUAGAAUUAGGGACAAUGACGGGAAUACCGUUUUUGAUAACAUAAUCAACUUCGAGGUUUUCCAAUCAGCCAGAGAAAAACUGCUUCUUCAGCGACUCCUGGAAGGAAUGGAUAUCGACUUUAUCAGCACGUAUGGCGGGAGCAAUCUACUCAAUAUAGCGGUAGAAUUUGGAAACGAAGACUGUAUCCGGGUAGUUCUGGAUAAUGGGGCUGGUAUCAAUGACUUUAACCAAGAAGGGGUGACUGUUUUGCACCAAGCUGUGUCCUUGGAGAAGCCUGGAUCACUAAUCCAAUUUCUUCUUGACAGAGGUGCGGAUCCAAAUAGUACAACGCCCAGAGGAUAUACAUUUAUGGAUGUGGCAUUCAUCUUUGGUUACUUCCCUACACCACUUCUACACAUUGCUCUCGGCAAUCCCCACUUUAGGUCACGAUAUAAAAACCAAACAUACCUCCAUCUCGCCGUCCGUACACUUGACAUGAGAAAACUAAAGAUAUUUAUCACCUUGGGCGUCGACAUCAAUGCCCAGGACAUCUGGGGGAUAACAGCACUUCACUUCGCAGUUAAGGAGUUCAGACUAGACAUGAUCAGUCUACUCAUUAACAGUGGUGCAGAUACUAAUAUCCGGGAUGUCGACGGGCUAACGCCGCUUGCCGAUUUACUAAAGAUAUUAAACCCGGUACACCCACCGGCACCGGUACCGUUGGAUCUAAUAAUGAUACUGGCGGAGGGUGUUGACCUGGAUAUGAAGGAUAGCGAGGGGAAUACGGUGCUAGACAUAGCGAUGAAGUAUAAACAUUAUGCAGCAGCGAAACUGUUGAUAUCCCUUAAUAUAGAAGGGUGCGUGUUUAUCGGGACAGAUUAUUGUAACACUUUUCGGAAAAGGAAGAGGGUCAGUGUAUAA